AUGGCGGCGCCAGCAACAAAGGAAAUUCCAGACUGGGAAAAAUGGGGACUGCCAGAGGGCGGCAUGUCCCUGUAUCUGAAAGCUGGUCCCGAUGGAGCGGUUGGUGAUUGUCCCUUUACUCACUUGGUCCGACUAGUCUUGGAAGAAAAGGGAUUGGAAUACGAGUUGAUUCCCAGCGUCCAGGAAACCAAACCAAAAUGGUUGGUGGACCAUUUUGGUGGCAAAAUGCCCGCAUUGCGCCAUAAGAAAGAAUGCUAUGUCGAGUCCAUGGACAUUGCCCUAUAUGUGGAUGUCUUCUUUCCAGAACCACCACUCAAAGCUGCCGCAGCCGACAUGGAAACAGCGGAAGCUGCCGUUGCUGGAAUUUUCCCUGCCAUUGCCAAAUAUCUCAAGCAUACGCCCGAUGGAGAUGACGAUGAUUUGGCAUUGAAAGCUGGAUUGGAAGAAAAAUUGACAAGUUUAGAAACACAUUUGGGCAGCACCGGAAGGACUGGCCCCUUCUUGGUUGGCAGUGGAGAGAAAAUGACACUGGUGGAUUGCUCCUUGGCACCCAAACUCUAUCAUAUGCAGACCGGCUUGGAAGGAUUCAAAAACAAAUCCAUUGAUUUGGGACAACAAUUUCCAAAGGUCCGGGCAUACAUGGAUGCUGUGUUUGCCCGACCCAGUUUCAAAAAGACAAUAUACCCCCCUGAGAUGGUCCUGUGGGGAUGGGGCAAUGCCCGAAAGUAG
Messenger RNA from Seminavis robusta, 729 nucleotides. The record is from the annotation of a GenBank genome assembly. Lineage: Eukaryota; Bacillariophyta; Bacillariophyceae; Naviculales; Naviculaceae.